UUUCAAAGUAAAAGUCAAACUGUGUGUUAUAACAAACGUUUAGUCAACGAAAGGAUUGUACCGGUAGCAAUAUAAUGACAGUUAAUUUCGCCAUUUGGGAGCCAUAACUAAGCAUUCAUCAAUCAUCACCAACCUGUACCCAGAAAGCCCCCACCCACUAGAUCCAUAUUCAUUAUCUUCUCAAAGGUUAGCAUGUUUUGGAGAAAGACUUCUCACAGUGAUAAGGAAACUGAAUCUGCUGAAAAGGAUGCAAAGAUCAGGGAAUUGAGGGCUGCCAUUGGAGCUCUAACGGGGAGGAGCUUCAAGUUUUGCAAUGAUGCAUGUAUAGGGCUAUAUUUGGAGGCAAGAAAUUGGGAUGUGGAGCAGGCAAAGAAAAUGUUGGAGGAGACGCUCAAAUGGAGAUCAACUUAUAAACCAGAAGAAAUCCGUUGGCAUGAAGUGGCACACGAAGGAGAAACUGGUAAAGCAUCCAUAGCCAAUUUUCAUGACCGGCAGGGGAGGACUGUACUCAUAAUGAGGCCUGGGAAGCAGAACACAUCAUCUGCAGAAGGUAGUGCUCGUCAUCUAGUGUAUCUGAUGGAGAAUGCCAUCAUGAACCUGCCAGAGGGCCAAGAACAGAUGUCAUGGUUGGUUGAUUUCAAUGGCUGGUCACUAAGAAAGGUUCCCAUUAAAACAGCACGAGACAUCAUCUACUUAUUGCAGAACCACUACCCAGAAAGGCUUGGAUUAAUAGUUCUUUAUAGCCCACCAGGAGUUUUUGAGGCAUUCUGGAAGAUUGUAAAGUACUUUGUGGAUCCAAAAACAUCACAGAAGAUAAAGUUUGUGUACCCAAAUAAUCAAGAUAGUAUGGAGGUCAUGAAAACCUGUUUUGAUUCUGAAAACCUUCCCAGAGAGUUUGGGGGGAAAACCACCUUGAAAUAUGAUCAUGAAGAAUUCUCGAGGUUGAUGACACAGGAGGAUGUAAAGACUGCAAAAUUUUGGGGAUUUGAUGAUGUACACUACCACGAUGCUGAUGAACACUUGAGAAAUGCCGAGCCGGAGCCAGUGAGUAUUGCCCAACCUGAAAACUGAGCAUGUAGAAGUGAUGUGUGUAAAAUCCUUACAGUGGUAUAACAUUUUGAUUCUUUAGGUUUUUAUUCCUCUAGUAACCAAGUAAGAUUGCAAGCAAAAGAUGUCAAUUUCGUUCAAGAACCCACAUAAGCUUCAAGCUGGUUUCAGUUUUAUACACUACUACAGAUAUAAUGCAAACAGUGAAGUACAA
This is a messenger RNA of Ipomoea nil (Japanese morning glory), 1261 nucleotides long. Its product is annotated as random slug protein 5-like. The coding region runs from base 193 to 1071 and encodes 292 amino acids. The transcript has 6 exons. The record is from RefSeq and is a predicted model, not a curated record. Lineage: Eukaryota; Viridiplantae; Streptophyta; Magnoliopsida; Solanales; Convolvulaceae. Gene Ontology annotation, molecular function: phosphatidylinositol transfer activity.